AUGACGCUGCCCGGCCACUUCACCCAGGACAAAGCCUUGCGGCAGGAAGGACUUCAGGGCCAGCUGGCCUGGCCCCCUGGGGCUCCCGGAGCUGCAGCCGUAUCCAAGCCACUGGGAGUGGCCACCGAAGAUGAGCUGGUUGGAGAGUUCCUGCAAGAGCAGAAUGCCCCUUUACUGUCCCGUGCACCCCAGACCUUUAAGAUGGAUGACCUGUUGGCUGAGAUGCAAGAGAUUGAACAGUCAAGCUUCCGACAUGCCCCUCAGCGAGCUCCAGGUGUGGCAGCCCUGGCACUGUCUGAAAACUGGACCCAGGAAUUCUUGGCUGCAGCAGAUAGUGCUGGUGAUGUCUCUACAGAUUACAAUGAGGCUGACUGGUCACAGGAGUUCAUUGCUGAAGUGACAGAUCCACUGUCUGUGUCUCCUGCCAAGUGGGCAGAAGAAUACCUAGAGCAGUCAGAGGAGAAACUGUGGCUUGGGGAAUCGGAAGACCGGUCUUUGGCAGAUAAAUGGUAUGAGGAAUAACAACCUGAGGAUGAUCUUAAGAAAACUGUUAGUGAUUUCCUCUCUAAAGUGGAUGAUCCAAAACUCAAGAAUUCUGAGUUCCUAGAGUUUGUCCGCCAGAUCGGAGAUGGGAGGGUAUCGAUCGAAGCUAAUCAGGUGACCCACAGAGAUCAAGAUCAGGCAGAGCAAUGGGCAGCUGAGUUUAUACAGCAGCAGGGGGCAUCCGAUGCCUGGGUGGAUCAAUUUGCGCGAUCUGGGAACAUGUCAACUCUUGAUACGGAAUUUGAGCAGGCAAAGACUGCUGUGGAGUCAGAUGUGGACUUCUGGGACAAACUGCAGGCAGAAUGGGAGGAGAUGGCCAAGAGAGAUGCAGAGGCUCACCCUUGGCUCUCUGAUUACGAAGACCUCAGCUCCUCAUCAUAUGACAAGGGGUACCAGUUUGAGGAAGAUAAUCCCAUGAGAGAUCACCCAGAUGCAUUUGAAGAGGGGCGGAAGCGCUUGGAGGAAGGUGACCUCCCCAAUGCUGUCUUGCUCUUUGAGGCUGCAGUGCAACAGAAGCCAGAUCAUAUGGAGGCCUGGCAAUAUCUGGGAACCACCCAAGCAGAGAAUGAACAGGAGCUUUUGGCAAUCAGUGCUCUCAGACAGUGCUUGGAACUGCAGCCUGGGAACCUCACAGCACUUAUGGCUUUAGCAGUCAGCUUCACCAACGAGUCCUUGCAGAAGCAGGCAUGUGAGACCCUGCGGGACUGGCUACGCCAUAAACCGGACUAUGCCCACCUGCUGGAGAAAGAAACAGAGGAGAGCGUCUUGGGGACAAAUCUGGGGCCUUCCAAGCGUGUCCUAGGUUCCCUGCUGUCUGACUCGCUGUUCGUGGAGGUGAAAGAGCUGUUCUUAGCAGCCGUGCGCAGCAACCCCUCAACUGUGGAUCCUGAUGUUCAGUGUGGCCUGGGUGUCCUUUUCAACCUUAGUGGCGAGUACGAGAAGGCUGUGGAUUGCUUCAGUUCUGCACUCGGUGUGCGCCCCAAUGACCAUCUUCUAUGGAACAAGCUCGGUGCCACCCUGGCCAAUGGGAAUCGGAGUGAGGAAGCUGUGGCUGCAUAUCGUCGGGCGCUGGAGCUCCAGCCAGGAUACAUCCGCUCUCGCUACAACUUGGGCAUCAGUUGCAUCAACUUAGGUGCCCACCGUGAGGCUGUGGAGCACUUCUUAGAGGCUUUGCACAUGCAGCAGAAGAGCCGAGGUCCGCGGGGGCAGCAAGGCGCUAUGUCUGACAACAUCUGGAGCACCCUCCGCAUGGCCCUCUCCAUGCUGGGGCAGAGUGACCUGUAUGGGGCAGCUGAUGCCCAUGAUCUUCCCACACUGCUUCAGGCAUUUGGCCUCCAGCAGUGACUCUGGGAUGGGCUCCCCUGCGAGUGCAGGGUUGGCCCAGCCCAGCAGUGACCUUCCUUAGAGAGAAAAUGUUCACUAGGUUCACGCAUCUUUGCUCUGGUAGGGCAGAUCAUUGGCAACUGUUUUUUCAAGGACCUCCCGCUGAAGCAUGCAACUUCCCCUACCUGUCUGUUGUGGCCUGAGCAUCUCUGAGUGGUUCAUGUUAUCACCUCCAUGACUGACUGACACUCUGCUGGUAGGCAGAUGAUCAAAGUGGGGAAGACAGCAACAUCCAGCCCUCUUGCAGAGAGCAUUUGCAGUAACACCCAGCUUGGCUACGAGACCUUAUGAUAGCCACUCUGCAGAGACUACCCGCUGGAGGCGUCUCAAGUGCAGGUUGCUUUGGUGGGGUGGGACUGCCAUUUGGUGAAAGGAUGAAAAAAAUCUGGGUUUUGAGCAUGCUUCCCCCAUGUAUGUGCUUGCAUGUGUGUAUAUGUGGGUUGCUAGGGAAAACUGGGGGCAGCAGUCCCCUUUUCUGGGUACUGAUAACUUCAUGGUACAGCCAGAUGCUAGUUUCUGUGUCUCUUCAUGAACUUUUCAGGAGCAGAGUAUUGUACUUACGCUAGGGACACAGGUGGAGGCCCUUAGCCUGUCGGGGUGAGAGUAGAUCCCAGAGUUCAGACUUGAGGGAACGUGAUAGGAAUAAAAGUCUAAAAUGUAACCUCCCCUCCCAGAAUAUGGUGGGGAAAGGGUCAAGUCUUAAUUUUCACUUGAUCAUCUGUCAUUGUUUUCCUUUGUGCAGAAGUUCCCCAUCUUGUGUGUAAUUGAAUCUUGUUAAUUAUAAAUAUCUGUAUAUGAUUCUAAUGGGGAAAAUGUUUUUUAAUUGUAAAGUAUUUUGUAUAAUAAAGGGGGGAGAAUUAAAAUUGCCAAAAUGACAUCUUUCUCUGUGCCUCUGUUGAAGCUGCUUGCAGUAGGUAGUAUAGAUCUCUGGGGGUAUAAGCCCACUGGUUUUCAAAAGAUAGAUCAGAGUCUCUCAGUUUCUGUCUCCCCUUUUGACCCAGGUUUUGUUUUAUUGAUCACUCAUAUGCAAAUGAAGCUUCAAGGACCUCAUUUUGCUGUAGCCUCAGGCUUCAGUUCUGUGAGCCAGCAGAAGAGCUUCCCUGUGCCAAAAGCUCCCUCUUUUUCCUUGCUUAGGUUUAGGGGUCAGUGAAGUAGUCUUUCUCAUUUUCUUGCCAUCUGCAGUGAGGGAAGUUGUGUUACAUUUUAUCACCUCUUUGAGGAACCUGACUGCUGCAGUAGGCAAGACGGGGGGCUUAGGCAGGGAGCACUUACCCUUCCUCUUUCGCCAGGCACAUGCUUCUUCAUACCUCUACCUCACAGGCUUGUUUUUCUCUUGCUACUGUAACAAUCAGGAGCAGAAAGUGUGUGCAGAGAAUAGUUCUUGCCCUAUGUUUUCUGAGAUCUAGCUUGUGUCUCCCAUCCAGCCCUGUGGCACUGAAACCUACAUACACUGUUCUGAAAUUGCUGUAAUGUAUGCAAAACAACUUGCUGCUUGUGCUGUCUAAAAAGAAGGGAAACACUGCUUCUGCGUCCUGCUCACACACACUGCUCCUGGUCGGAGAUGUGCCUUUUGGCUUUUACUGAUCUCACUCCUUCUGUCAGAUUCUUCUCUGCUCAGCAAAAGAAAACAUUAGUGCCUAUGCUGUUCCUCAGCUGCUGUCCAGGUGUUCUCCCUUCCCCAGUUCUCUGCUGUCCCUCUCAUGCCGAUUUCCUUUGGCUCUUUGCUGCACCACAUUCCUCUCUGUUCACACUCCCAUUGUCACUGCUUGGCCUUCCCUUUUUGUCAUCCUCAGAUGCCAUUAAUGCUUCUCCUCUCCUUGGCUUCCUGGUUGUCUCAAUUUUCCUUGCCAUUUGGCCUAUCUCUUGACUUCGUGCUUGGUGUCCUUCCCUAU
Messenger RNA from Pygoscelis adeliae (Adelie penguin), 3818 nucleotides. RefSeq names its product peroxisomal biogenesis factor 5 (gene PEX5). Gene Ontology annotation, molecular function: protein binding. Lineage: Eukaryota; Metazoa; Chordata; Aves; Sphenisciformes; Spheniscidae. Gene Ontology annotation, biological process: protein import into peroxisome matrix, docking. The record is from RefSeq and is a predicted model, not a curated record. The transcript has 16 exons. Gene Ontology annotation, cellular component: cytosol; peroxisomal membrane.